Molecule: messenger RNA, 1059 nt
Organism: Didymodactylos carnosus
Lineage: Eukaryota; Metazoa; Rotifera; Eurotatoria; Philodinida; Philodinidae
Source: the annotation of a GenBank genome assembly
AUGCUCGGUAUGGCGAUAGGAGAUGCUGUGGGCGCUUGUGUCGAGUUUCGUCCCCGCAGCUUCAUGUUACAAAAUCCUGUCGAAGACUUGAAAGGUGGCGGUACAUGGGGUCUAGAGGCGGGUCAGUGGACGGAUGACACGUCAAUGGCAUUGUGUCUCGCCGCUAGUCUUGUCGCCAAGAAAGGCUUUAAUGCAUAUGAUCAACUCGUACGAUACAAAUGGUGGUACAAACAGGGCUACAUGUCAUCAACGGGCAAAUGUUUUGAUAUUGGAAAAGCUACAAGUAACUCCAUACAAGAAUUUUCUCGUCGACAGCGAGACUUCCAAGUGCGAAAUCGUAUUUCUAGUCAAAGUGUUGAUCAACCUGAGAGCGGCUAUACUAGGCUUCAUGAGGACAUGUCAACAGAUUGUAGUACAUCUGGUGUGGCUGGUAAUGGAGCGUUAAUGCGUCUUGCUCCCAUUCCACUCUUUUUCUGUCGAUCACCUCGAGACGCCAUUUAUUAUGCGGGAAAAAGUGCUCUGUUAACACACGGAGAUCAAAAAGCAGCCGAUGCAUGUCGAUAUUUUGCCGCAUUAAUGUGUGCGGCAAUGCACGGAUAUUCGAAAGUAGACUUACUUCACGAAAAAUUCUAUGUGAGAAUGUUCGAUGAGGGCUGGUUUGAACAAAACCCUUUGCACCGUGCCGUUCAAGACAUUGCUGAAGGAUCUUUUAAGAAAGCAAGAGGCUAUGACGAUGGUAUAAGAGCAGGAGGAUAUGUAAUUAAAGCGCUAGAAGCAGCAUUGUGGGCAUUCUGGCAAGAUAACGGAUCGUUUCAGAAAGGAGUAUUGCUUGCAGUCAACUUGGGCGAUGAUACAGAUACAACAGCGGCCAUUUAUGGUCAACUAGCUGGUGUUUAUUAUGGUGUCAGCGCUCUCCCCAAACACUGGUCAAAAGAAAUAUACGCGAAAAAUUUGAUUGAAUGUCUAUCGCAGUGGAUUGAAUAUGAAGGAGGCCAUUGGUUUUCGAAAAUUCACCCUGAAGUUGCGGGUACAGUUAGUAAAAGGGACUGUUUAGAAUAA